AUGCGAUAAGCUCAUCAACCUCUCCGCACACCUGGGCACACAAUGGCCCAAAGCCAGAGUUUGCGGACGCUAAUCUCUUCUUUGCGCCUACAAAAGCCUUUGCCCCCAUGAAGCUGGAAGCAUUGUUAACUCUCCACUCACCCAACAACUCCAAGCCGACAUCUUGACAAAAUGCCCAUCCAAGUAACGCGCAUGGCGGAAGCCGACAUCGACGGCGCAGUAACGACAAUCCAAGAAGCCUUCGCAGACGACCCUUACAAGCACUGGGCAUUUCCCGACCCAUCAAAGUUCUCUCCAGUGCGAAAUCGCCUAUCGCUCUCAAUGCGCUGCCGAUGGGGUAUCAAACAUGGUCUCUUCCACGUAGCCCGCGACACAUUGGACCCUACCAAAAUUCUCGGCUGCGCAAUGUGGAUGCCGCCCCACCCCACCUCUGAGCCUGAAUCAUGGUCUCUCUACCUCUCCUACUGGUAUAUUUGGUUGAACCAAAUACGAAUGAAUCUAUGGCAUGGUCGCGGCGGUUUAUCGAAAACACGGUACUGGAUUUGGAAAGCGCGGCAGGCUGAGGCGCAAAAAGAACUGUGGACGGAUCCGAAUGGAUACUAUUUCUGCAAUAUUGUUACUGUGUUGCCGGAGGCGCAGGGAAAGGGUGUGGGCAAGGCGUUGAUCAACGAAGUGCUGGAUAUGGCGGAUAAGGAGGGUAGGAGGUCUUAUUUGGAGGCUAGUAGGCUCGAGCCGAAUGUUGCGAUUUAUGAGAGGUUUGGGUUUAAGUUGGUGAGGGAGAUGGAGUGUAGAGAUGGGGAUGGGGAAAAGGAUUCUCUUACGCUCUAUUGCAUGAUGAGAGAGCCAAAGGGAGUUCAGAGUGGUGAGACCAGUGGAGAGGGAAACAGCAGUGCCGAGGAGACAGCAGGGAAGUGA
This is a messenger RNA of Pyrenophora tritici-repentis Pt-1C-BFP, 915 nucleotides long. NCBI's taxonomy places the organism in Eukaryota, Fungi, Ascomycota, Dothideomycetes, Pleosporales, Pleosporaceae. The record is from RefSeq and is a predicted model, not a curated record.